GGGGAGGGGGAAAGGAGGAGGGUCAAGAGCUUUGCUCUUAUUGUACUGUCAGCUGAUACCAGUCAGUAGUCGUUCUCUCUGAAGCUGACGAUCAGCGAGGAAGCCUCUCAAAGACGUUUUGCUUAUUCACUCGGGAUCUUUUAGGCUAAACGGAAAGCAGCAGCACGAUCAAAAUGCCAGUAGAUCUGUACUACCACAAGAUAUCGCCUCCAUGCAGAUCCGUCCACCUGACGGCGAAGGCCGUGGGACUUUCCUUGAACCUCAAAGAGCUGGACGUCCUCAAAGGGGAACAAAUGAAACCCGAAUUUUUGGCCAUUAAUCCCCAGCACACAAUUCCCGCGCUAGUAGAUGGCCAUAUCAAGCUUUGGGAGAGCCGUGCCAUCUGCAGUUACAUAGCCAGCCAAUACGGAAAAGACGACUCCCUUUACCCAACGAAUCCAAAGGCCAGAUGUAUUGUAGACCAAAGACUUUAUUUCGACAUGGGGACGCUUCAACAACGGUGGUAUAAUCUAUAUGCUCCAGUACUGUUCCAAGGAAAAGAACCUGAUCCCGCCAACUUGGAAAAGGUGGAAGAGGCUCUCAAAUGGCUAAACGACAUCCUGAAGGAGUAUCCCUGGACAGCUGGUAACAAAAUGACCGUGGCUGACUUCUGUUUGGUGGCCACAGUAUCCACCAUGAAUGCCAGUGGUGUCAUAGAUCUGCAGAAAUACACCCGGAUUGACAAGUGGCUGCAGAAAUGCGCGAAGCAGAUGGUAGGAUACAACGACGUCAAUCUCCCUGGAGCCGAAGCUUUUGGCGAAUUUUACAAAUCAAAAAUAGAAGCUUUAAAAGACGAUGAGAAAUCAGAUGACUAAUUUCUCACGCCAACUGUUAUCCCAAAGAUCAAUAAAAUACAAAUAUGUACUAAAA
This is a messenger RNA of Macrobrachium nipponense, 909 nucleotides long. Its product is annotated as glutathione S-transferase 1-like. The transcript is spliced from 4 exons. The coding region runs from base 174 to 854 and encodes 226 amino acids. The record is from RefSeq and is a predicted model, not a curated record. Lineage: Eukaryota; Metazoa; Arthropoda; Malacostraca; Decapoda; Palaemonidae. Gene Ontology annotation, biological process: glutathione metabolic process. Gene Ontology annotation, molecular function: glutathione transferase activity.